Molecule: messenger RNA, 2997 nt
Organism: Cladocopium goreaui
Lineage: Eukaryota; Dinophyceae; Suessiales; Symbiodiniaceae
Source: the annotation of a GenBank genome assembly
AUGCAAAGUGCCGAAGGUGAUUUGAAAGGCCGGCAGAACAAGCAGCAUAUUGCACUAUCUUCUUUGAUCCACUGGGGCAAGACCCUCACAAAAGCAUCCCGAGUUUUGGGCCCCAGAAUUGCCGGAAGAGUCCUCGGCCAAAGGAAGUUUCUGACGCCAGUUGAGACCUCAUCGGAGUAUGAUGCUCCGCGAAGCGAGUGUGCCAGGACCAUCGAAGAGCCAGCCUAUCUUUCUGUGAAGGAGGAGAACAUCAGCCCCUUCACGACGCCUGUUGAGGCGUUUACCUUUGAGCCGGAGCCGGAUAUGGUUGUCAGUAAUUUCAAGAACGGCGACAGAGAGCGAAAGAUCUAUUGCAACAUCGAGCUCACAGACGAGGAGGCAGCAAGUAUCAAGGCUUUGCAGGAAGAGGCAGCGAAGCAAGGCUUGGAGUUUUUCCCAUCCAUUGUGAUUAUGGCGGGGCGAUUUCUGAGCCGAGCUCGUGGAGAUCCUCACAAGGCCAUUAAGCUGAUGCUUGCAACCCAGGAAUGGAAGGCGGACUACUUCAAGGUGGGACCAGUCUCUGACGAUCAAGUCAAAGAGGACUUGAAGUACGGCGUAGUCUACUUCUGCGGACGAGACUAUGGACUGAGGCCCACAAUUGUCUGCAGAGCGAAUCGCAUUCCAGAUGAGUGGUACAAGGACAAGAAAGCAGGCAUUGAGCGACUCAUCAAGGUGUUGAUCUUUUGCAUGGAGUAUAUGGUCCGAUACAUGGUUGUGCCUGGGAAGAUUGAGAACAAUUGCCUCGUCGUCGACCUGAAGGGUCUUGGAAUCUCUGGCGUUCCAAUCUCGGCUUUGUCUCAGAUCUACUCGGUUAUGAGCCAUCAUUACAUUGGUCGUGUUUUCAGAUUCUACGUGGUCAACAUGUCCAGUGGACUUAGCACGAUUGCGGGCUGGGUCAAAGGCAUUCUGACCGACCGUCAGAAGCAAAAGCUGCAACUUUUGGAUAAUUUGGAUGACCUGAAGAAGGAUUUUGCACAUCAUCAGCUAGAGGAAGAUCUUGGUGGAAGCAGACCGAUGAUCAAAACCUUUUUCCCCUUCCCUCUACAGGGCCCCCCUUUUGAAAAAGGAUCCACCGAAAGUGGCACCAGCAAGCCAGUUGAGGGAUCUCACAAGGUGCUCUCACUUAUGGGUGCCCGGGGGAAGAUUUGGAACCCAUCCAAGAGCAAAGAGGAAAAUUGCAGCUUGGAGUACACUCCAGAAGCUUACGACUGGUUCGUCUCAAAUGGUCUUGCAGUUCCUCCCGACUGCCAUAGACAACAUGAGGCUGAAAAGAAGGCAGAGGAAGAGAGGGAGGCAGAAGCCAAGCGCCUUGCGGCGGAAAGCCCCAGUGGAAUUGCCAAUUCCGACCUCAAGGUGAACAAUGCCGACGGACUUCCAACAGCUGUCAUGGAAGAGGAGGAGGAGGAUGAAGAAGAGGAGGAAGACGAGGACCUGAUCCUGCUUUUUCUGAGCAAGGCAUCCACGCCGUGGCUCAGUGGUGCUGCCAAGUCGGGUUGCCAAUUGCCCGAGACAAGGAAACUGGGGAAGCCGGGCAUCGCAGGCUCUUUGAACUCUGGUGUCUUUCCCAGUUGGAGAAUUGAUGCCUGGCAGAAUCUGACGCUUCAAUCGUACUUGCCUGCAAUCCUUGAACCACCUACACAGGGGACACCUUGCCGGAAUGGCCCUCGACCUUGCCAUCGCCUUGACAUGUUGGUUGCUGGACCAGUGGUGGUGGCAACAUCUGAGGAGGCUAUGCGAUCGCUGAAUCACGCCUUUCGCACGCGACAGGUACACAAGGAAUACCGCGCGAUUCUUUGUGGCUUUGCUGGGAGCGUCGGAGAUUCAUUCUCAGUUGACAUGCCCUUGGAUGGCAAGGAAUCACAUACCGAUGUGAGAAUUUUAAGAGUGGUUCAUGAUGACCAUUAUGGUGCACUGAGCGAAGUGAGUCUAAAGCCUUUGGAAGGCAGGCGUCACCAGCUACGAAUCCAUUGUGCUUGCAGUGGCACACCCAUUGUGAACGAUGUGAGUCAAAUCUAUUCUUUGGCAGAACAGCCAUGGUUGAAACGCCACGGCACGAAAUUACCUCAGCAGAUCAAGCGAGGCCAAGGCUUGUUUCUGCAGGCUGUGAAGUUGGUUGUGCCACACCCCGUGGAUGCUUCGCCUGUGAAAGUAGAAGUGGAUGUUCACGUUUGCCGUGAUUGUCAAAUCGGAUGGGAGGAGUCUGGUCGGAGCCAGUCCCGACAGGAGAAUGAUGUGCCAUCACCUCCUGCGCCACGGGAUAUCCCACCCGCAGAGGUUUGCGACAGUUGCGGGAACAUCUUUAUGGCAGAUUCGAACUUUUGCCGACAAUGUGGAGCAGCGCGCAAGGGGACUCCUGCUGCUCCUGCUGCACCUAGCGUCCAGAAGAGUUCUUCUUUCAUGGAGGUAGCUGCCCAAGCGACAGCUCCGAACAGUUCUGUGCAUUUACAGGUGCUUAUACAGCUUGGUGGCAGCUGGUUGUUGGCCAAUGGACUUGUAGCCCUUGUCCUUCUUGCCGCAAAGAAUUUGAAGUUUGAUUAUCCUCGAGGAUGGGCAUGGGCUGAACUCAGCCUGAUCCUGCUGUUCUUGCUGCUACAAAAAUUACAGUGGAGCAGUGGCUGCUAUGCCAAUAGGGCACAGAGCGCUAUUUCAAUGGCCUGCUUCCUCUCACUAUCCAGUGUGCUGCUACUUCUUGCGAGCUACUUCGCUGCUUUACAGGUCUACGUCAUGGAGGUUGAAUUUGUCAUGGGGCUGAUCUCAUUGUCGGUUCUUGCUGGACAGUUCAUUUUGGCCGUUUUCGCUGGCCACAAAUACUCCAAGAGGCCGCGAGAUUCCAUUUUUCUCUAUCUGGCUGCUGCCGUGACAUUGGCUGCUGUGAUCACUGCCUGGGUUCUGGACCUGGUGGCUGGCGUACUCAGUGCAGAGCAAAUGCAGCUUGGAAAACGUGUUGUUUUGCUUUGA